UCGUUUUCUCUACUCUCUAAGCGCUGUCUUCCUCUUCUAACCCCUUUGGCCUUUCCUAUCCUCUCUCUCUAUACAUCAUAUCAUCUACCCCUAUUAUUCUCUAAAUCAUUCACAGCUUUCUUCAACUCCUCUCUUUCUUCUUCCAGAUCCGCUUCCGUCUUAGUUGACUGCGUACUAAACUUUAAGUUAGUUAUCUAUGUCAAGCCGACAAGGAGCGCCGCCUUCAGUCGCCGCCUCAGGUGUUGGCCUGACUGUGCAACCGAUGAUGAGGCGACAACUUCCUUUCUCCUCUAAAAAGCCUCCGUUUGUGUCUUCUGAGCCUUAUCAUAGAUUUGCCUUGGGGAAUGCUGGUGGAAUGACGGAUAAUAAUGAACCUGAAGCUAUUGUCGUGAGAUCUCCUGUGUCACAGCAGUUGAAGCGCAAGAGUGCAGUGUACUGUAACCAAGUUGAGGUGAGUGACUGCACUGCAAGUCCGGGGUACAAAGAUACAUCUAAUAGUUCUUUCCAGACACCUGUAUCAUCAAAAGAAAGAGCCAAUGGGCGGUCAAGGAUCACAAAAAACCUGAAGUCUACUCCUCAGACCCCUACACCAAAUGUUGAUUCUCCGUCUCCCCUUACUCCAGCCAGCAGCUGCCGAUAUGAUAGCUCCCUAGGUCUUUUGACAAGAAAGUUCCUUGACCUUAUGAAGCUAGCAGAAGAUGGUAUUAUUGAUCUGAACCAAGCUGCUGAUACCUUAAGGGUUCAGAAAAGACGCAUUUAUGAUAUCACAAAUGUUCUCGAGGGGAUUGGUCUUAUUGAAAAGAAGCUAAAGAAUAGAAUCCAUUGGAAAGGACUUGAUGCUUCGAGACCAGGGGAGGCUGCUGAUAUUGAUGUUACUUUCCUACAAGCCGAAGUUGAAAAGCUUUCCAUCGAAGAACGGGGAUUAGAUGACCGUAUAAGAGAAAUGCAGGAGAGAUUGAGGGAUCUAAGUGAAGAUGAAUACAAUCAGAGGUGGCUUUUUGUGACAGAGGAAGACAUCAAAACUCUACCUUGUUUUCAGAAUGAAACCCUAAUAGCAAUUAAAGCUCCCCAUGGAACCACACUUGAAGUUCCAGAUCCUGAUGAAGCUGUGGACUAUCCUCAGAGGAGAUAUAGGAUCGUACUUAGAAGUACCAUGGGUCCAAUCGAUGUGUACCUUGUCAGCCAAUUUGAAGAGAAAUUUGAGGAGAUGAACAGUAUUCAGCCAUCAAUGAACUUACCUAUCUCGUCGAGUUCAGGUUCCAAUGAGAAUGCUGUCAAUGAUCCAACAGCUGAAAGAAGCAAUGAUGUUGCAAUUAGAUCAGAGGUGCAAACGAUUCAAGGACCAGGGAGAAUAAGGAGCCAUGACACCACAACCGUUUCACAAGACUAUGCUGCUGGAGGGAUUAUGAAAAUUCUCCCCACAGAUAUUGAUAAUGAUGCAGAUUACUGGUUGUUAUCAGAUGCUGAUAUAAGCAUCACAGACAUGUGGAAGACCGAUGCUGGUGUAGAAUGGAAUGGAAUGGAUAUACUCGAUAAUGAACUUGCAAUAGUGGGGGAUGUUGGAACAUCAUCACAUUCACAGACUUCACCACCAUCAAGGGCAGAAGAUAGGAACUCGUCGAAAUAAAAAUGAUGUUAUUAAGGAAAGAAACGGACUUUUGCAGGUAGCCUUCUCCUCUUUUCACCGUUUGAUCAACUUAUGUUGCGGCCGGAGGUCAUGACUAGUUUAACUGGGAGUUGGUUGGAUGAAGUUCCAAAUGGAAAUAAAUAACUAUUGUUUCCUACUACAUUAUCCUUUUGAUUUUAUCAUCUCUUAUGAAGAAAAUGUCGAUUUGGGAGGGAUUCAAGAUGUGUAUUUUGUACAGUUGAAUGCGAGUCAUAGCUGAUGACUGACGUGUGCUUCAAUAUGACAGGCAGCUAGCUAGGUGACAUUUAUUGUUCUAAAUCUUACUUUAAACAUAAUUUGACAU
Molecule: messenger RNA, 1970 nt
Organism: Impatiens glandulifera
Lineage: Eukaryota; Viridiplantae; Streptophyta; Magnoliopsida; Ericales; Balsaminaceae
Product: transcription factor E2FA-like
Exons: 14
Coding region: 197-1627 (476 amino acids)
Biological process (GO): regulation of transcription by RNA polymerase II
Cellular component (GO): RNA polymerase II transcription regulator complex
Molecular function (GO): protein dimerization activity; RNA polymerase II cis-regulatory region sequence-specific DNA binding; DNA-binding transcription factor activity, RNA polymerase II-specific
Source: RefSeq, a predicted model, not a curated record